This is a messenger RNA of Pangasianodon hypophthalmus (striped catfish), 1848 nucleotides long. It is a transcript of the gene ftr67, whose product is annotated as finTRIM family, member 67. Lineage: Eukaryota; Metazoa; Chordata; Actinopteri; Siluriformes; Pangasiidae. The coding region runs from base 115 to 1410 and encodes 431 amino acids. The transcript has 7 exons. Gene Ontology annotation, molecular function: zinc ion binding. The record is from RefSeq and is a predicted model, not a curated record.
CUCCUCCCUUUCCCCUGCAGGCCACGCCCACAGUCACAUGACCCGCUUCGCACAAAAACAGAGCCCUCAGCCUGUCAGCUCGGUGGUCCUCGGAGCGUGUGCUGGGUUUGUGACAUGGCGCAGGCGGGUGUGUUUCUGGAACAUGACCAGUUUAACUGCUCGAUCUGUCUGGAUGUGCUGAAGGAUCCGGUCACGGUGCCGUGCGGUCACAGCUACUGUAAAGCCUGCAUUAAGGGCUACUGGGACCAGGAUGAUUAUCUGGGGGUUUAUGGCUGCCCUCAGUGCAGGCAGAGCUUCACUCCCAGGCCUGUGCUGGGCAGGAACACGAUGCUGGCUGACGUGGUGGAUAAACUGAAAAAGACAGCGAUUAAUUCAGCUUCUCCACUCAAAUCCGAGCCCAGUCAAGCCGAGGCGGGGGACGUGCAGUGCGACGUGUGCGCAGGAAGCAGAAACCGAGCCGUCAGGUCGUGCCUGGUGUGUCUGGCGUCGUACUGCGAGGAACACCUGAAGCCGCACUACGAGUCCGCCGCUUUCCAGAAGCACAGACUCACAGCACCCACCUCCGCCCUGCAGGAAAGCCUGUGUCUCCGCCAUGACAGGCUGCUGGAGGUUUUCUGCAGGACGGAGCAGCGGUGCAUCUGCUAUCUGUGUUUAACCGACGAGCACAAGGGCCAUGACACGGUGCUGGCCUCCACCGAGAUAAGCGAGAAAAAGGAUGCUCUGGCAGAAACACAAAGGAAAUCCCAGCAGAGAAUUGAGGAGAGAGAGAAGGAAUUGCAGGAGCUGAGGCGAGCCACUCAGUCGCUCACUCUCUCAGCACAGGCAGCUCUGGAGGAGAGCGAGCGGAUCUUCACAGAGCUGGUUUGCUCGAUAGAGCGGCGGCGUACGGAGGUGAAGGAGCUGAUCCGCACUCAGGAGAGAGCGGCCACCAGCCAAGCUGAGGAGCUUCUCCGCCAGCUGGAGCAGGAGAUCGCUGAGCUGAAGAAACGAGACGCUGAGUUAAGCCAGCUCGCUCAAACCGAGAACCAGAUCUCCUUCCUGCAGAACUACGGCUCGGUGUGUGUCCAGCCCGUGUGUAUGGACGUCCCCAGCAUCACAGUGGACCCUGGUUUUGGGUGUGUGAUGAGCGCGGUGUCUGAAUUCCAAGCCCUGCUCGAUGAUGUGUGCCAAGGUGGAUUUGUGAAUAUUUCAGAAAAAGUCAGUGAAGUUACCAUUAUUCAGAAUACCAAGCCAAAGGCUGACGCAGAGUCGAACACAGAUCUUCAGACACCUCCAGUCUUUCAAGGUUUUGUUGGCCAAAACACUUUUAGUGUUGCAGUGCCAAUGUUUGGUGGUUUCACAAUGUCAUCACCAAAUGGCUGCAGGGCGACUCCUCGACUGAGACUUCAUCAGCGCAGAAGACGGCGGUAGCAUCGCAACUGACGACACUAACACUUUAAUCAGUAUUCAGCAUUUCAAUGUUAUUGAUAUUUAUAUUAUAUAUAAUAUGUUUGACGAUUUUUCUUAUUUAAAAAACAAGUAAUUUAAAAAAAAGCAAGAUAACAAUGUACUAUAUACAAAUAUAAGUGUGUUACAGAGGCCAGAUUUAUGAGUGGUUUUAUUUUUGAAAAAUGGCAACAGGAUGUGAACAAGCUUUACGAGAGCCUGGACCUUUCUGUUUAAAAGGUUGAUAUAAAUUAUUUAUCUGCAGUAGAAAUGUGACUGUAUCUGCUGUGAAUUGAUUUCAAUAAUGUGCACAAGUUAUUAACAAUUAUAAUGCAGAAAAAAAAUAAUAGCUUUGUGUUUUAAUUAUGCCAAGUUUUAUUCAUGAAGCUUGUGGUAAGUGCUUUAAUGUUUGCGAAAUAAUGU